ACCGCCCUGUGGUUACCGCUUGCAUAGACUAUUAUUGCUGGUUGGUUACCUAGACCCCGCCUUUUCCCCAUGACGUCACCGACCCCAAGCUUUGUGUCAAAUCAAGCUCUGGUAGUUGGGGGGCACGAGACGCGGAGGGCUCGUGCGCUAGGUUUUGAUCGUUUAAAAUAUGUAAUGUCAGGAAAAAAAUUUAAACACCUCAGACAAAACAGAUAUAAAAGAUUGAUCUCCAUCUAAUAACAGUCACGUUAACGGAGUUUAGGACAUCAGUGUGGCUGAAUUUUGAACAGAAUAAUUCGGAAGAAAUAGUCCCGCAUUGGAAGAUGACCAGCAUGCAUCCCGGUCGAUCUCUCUGAAGCAUCGUUUAGUUGUCUUUAAGAGUGUGUUGCAAUGAGCUGGGCCGGGGAAGACUGGACUCUGGGUCUGAGUGGUCAGGUCCUACAGAAUGUGCAACAGCUUCAGUGUCAGAAUGAGAAGCUGAAUAAGGAAAGACUGCAGAGACAACUGCAGCUGGAUAACUCUGAGGCAGCUCUGUACAAACAGAAACAGAAGUUUGAGAAUGUGCGUGUGGAGCUGGCUGUGCUUCAGAGGGAGCUGGGUGGAGUGCGUGAGGCAACACAGGCAGAGGUACAGGUCAGAGAGCGUCUGGCUCAUGAGCUGCAGGUCAAAACGAGUCAAGUGUACUCGCUGGAGGGCCAACUCGAAUCUGCCAAAAACCUGACACAAAGCCUCAUACAAGAGAUCAAGCGGCUUGAGGCAGAACUGAAAAAGCUGCAGAUGGAAAAUGGCUCUGGGGACUCCAUGUUGUUUUCCACACCUUGUUGGAACAUGAGCUCUCCCUGGGACCUCAAUGGUGAUUUCAAAAUAGAGGGUGAAAACAAAUCACAGCAUGUCAGACAGCAGCUGCAGGUUGGAGACAUCCCCAAGCCUUCACUGGGCGGGGUAUCCUCACCGUUUCCACAACAACCACAUAAAUCCCCACCCCUUCGGCACAACAUCCACCAAUCAGAAACAUCCUCGCCCUCUUCUGUGUUUUCAUGGGAACGUGAGGAUUUGUGGUCUACUCCCAAAGGACGACCGGCUUCCUGUGUUAACUCCAGUGAUAUCAUAAUGAAGAGCAAUGACUCAGGGAUUGAGGAGGCCUUGAGGAAAGUGAUAAAGGAGCUGCAUGUACGGAUGUCUGAACUGCAGCGUGAGGCUCAGCUGGAGUCUGAGCAUUUGAAGGAGGUGGAGUCUCGUCUGGCUCAGACUCACAGAGAGAUCAGCAGUAAAGGACAGUGUCUAACACUCACUCAAGAUCAACUGACCCGCGCACAGACCCGUAUCACACUGGAGAGCGACCGGGCUCAGGCAGCUGAGCAGAGAGUAAAGCAGCUUCAGGAGGAAUUGAAGUGUCAGAGGCAGAAUGCUGAAACCAGCCGCUGUAAUGCAGAACAGCGUAGGAAAGAUGGGGAGAGAGAUCACCAGAGGGAGCUGUUGGAGCUGCAGAGAGAGAGACAGACUCUGGAGCGACAACAUCAGCAGGAGAGCAACAGACUCAACCAGGAGAUCCAGAAGGCCAGAGCACUGCAUAACACACUGCAGACGCAGUACGACAAGGUGUGUUUGCAGAAACAGGGUUUGGAGAGAGAUCUAGAGGAUGGGAGAGGGAAACUGAAGAAUACAGAGAGUGACCUGAAACAGAGUCAGAAGAGAGAGAUGCAGACCGAGGCCAAACUCACGGAGGUGCUAAGGGAGAGUGAGAGUCUAACUGUGUCUCUGGGGCAGAUGAAGAAACAGGAAAAAGCUCUGCAGGAGGAGGUGAAAAGACUGAUCGAGGAGCUUGCUGAGGCCCACAAGCUUAUUAAAGAACUGCAGGCUCAGCUGGCUGCUCCUCCUCCAGCAGUGUCUGCUCCUGAGUUCAGCUCUGCAGGAGACUGCUUCUCACCCUCCAUUUCCCUCCACCAUGACCGCUCUCCUCCAUACCAACACUCUACUCAGAGAAAGAGAGCCCUAAAAACAGGGCUAACAAGAGAAGAGGAGAGGAUGAAAUACCCCUCUGGGAGAGAGCCAGGAGAGGGCAUUGAUACUGAGCUCAUCAGGAACUUUGAGUCUGAGGAGUCAAGAAAUAUAGCACACCAAAGUGGAUCUCUCAGAAUGAGUGAAACUGAUGUGGACAUCUCAGUUACAGAACAAGACACCGUUAUAGAGAACAUGGACUCAUUCCUGUCCUAUUCAACUAAUGCCACAAUGCCUAAAAGUGAAUCGGACAUCUCUUGCAACCUACGGACAGAUGUCAGAAAUGACAUGUCAUGUUACAAUAUAAAAUGUGACUCCACAUCUCUAAAAGCCCUGAAGGAGAAUGCAGAGCUCCGUGAUGAACUUAAAGAGGUUAAAUAUGAGCUUCAGAAGCGACUUGAGGACCUCGAGACCCAGAGGAGGGCAGAAACAGAGGCCAGGACCAAACUGAAACAGCUGAGCCGGAAACACUUGAUCCAGACAGAGCAGCAAUGCUCCAAAUCUCUUGAGCUCAAAGACAGCAUCGGCAAGUUGGAGACCCAACUGGAGCAAGAGAAGAAAGAGACCACAAUGUUGAGAGAAUCUCUUGAUGUGUUCGAAAGAGAUGCAGAAAAGAGACAGGAAGAGAAGAAGAAAGAUGAUGAAGAGGGGACCAGGUUGAAAGAAGUCUUGGCUGAGAUGCAGAAAAAGGAGACAUCCAUGGAGAAAGAGAUGAUGGGAAUGAAAAAAGAGCUAGAAGACCUUCAGCUCAAGCUUGCACAGGAACAAGAGGAAAGAGAGUCAGAGAGAGAAAAGGAGAGGAAGAAAAUCAGAAGAGAAGAGAUGGAAGGACUAAAGAUUGCACAGCUUCAAGAAGAGCUGGACAAUCUUUGCAAGUCUGGGAGUUUAGAAGAGAAGAUCUCAAAAGACAAUGUUCCUGUGACAUAUUUACAACUAGAACACCACUCAAGCAUGGAUAAGAAAGCUGCUCUUGUAGAAAAUGAUAUGCAAGAGUCCAUCUGUGACUCUGUGAACUUUCAGAACACUUUGGUCUGCAAAGAAACCAGAAAAAUAGAGGUGAUUAUGGAUCUUGGAGCACAAAGUAAACCUACAGAACCACCAGGGACAACCACAGAGGGCAAGAUCUCAACCACCGAUAUAACAGAAGCUGCAGAUAUGGACAGCACUACCAUUUUAGUUUUGGAGGUAGAGCGCUUGAGGGCUGCGAGAGACCAGGAGGCAGAAAAAGUGAAGCUAGUCCAAGGAAAGCUGGAAGACCUUCAGAAGCAAGUGACCAAAGAGACCAAGCACCUGACCCAAGCUUUUGAAAGCCAAAGCAGACAUAUUGAGAACCUCCUGAGAGAGCUGCAUGAUAAAGAAUGCAACCUCCAGAGGCAGGGUGAGGAACUGCAAAAAUGUCAAGAGAUAAUCAGUCUUUUGGAAGAAGAAACGCACACAAGAGAGGAUAUCAUCCUCAAAGAGGCCUCUACACAUCCUGAAACAUCUACAGAGAUCACUAGAGAAUUAAGCAGCGAUUCCGUCUUCAGCAACACAAGCUUUAGUGACCAUGAAAUAUUUAAUGACGAUACGCUGCAUAUUUUGAAGGAGAAGGUCUUGCAGCCUAGACUGCAGCUGCCCAUUGAACACUCCGUUUAUCGAACCGUUGAAGAAACGAACACUAGUAAUAUAUCUCAUAAACUACAAGCAGCGACUGACGUUUCUGAGCUGCAUGAAUUAUGUGUAACUUCAGACAUACAUUGUGGAAGUACUCCAACUUCUGGCACAAAUUCUGAAGCACAGGCACUUUAUCAAAUUCUUGAUGAGAAUGGCAAGGAAUCAGAAUACUCCACUGUAGCAAAUUCUCACAUGCAAACUGAACAGUCGGGAGUUCUGAACCUCCAACAUGACAUUCAAGAACACUCCACAGAUGAUGUUAGUGAACUGGAAAAGGUAACGAAGGAAUUACAAGAUGCUCAACUUCAACUGAAUGUGAUAAAGGAUCAGAAUGAUGAGCUUGCUCUUGAGGGAGACGUAUCAAAGGAAGAGCUGCUGUUCGUUAGGCAAGAAAAUGAAGGAUUGAAAUUUAGACACUUGGACAAAGACACUUGUACUGACAGUAUCGCUGAACAAAAUGUUGCCUUACCUUUGAUCAACACUGAAAAAAAUGGUCUGUCUGGAACAAAUACAGAACAAAUACUGAACAGCACCCCCUCAGGACAGGAGGUGUCUGUUGUACUUGAUGAAAACUCUAAAGAUGGAGAAAUUGAGAGAAUGAAAGGUACAGAAGAGAGUACAGGAUGUGAAUAUGACCACUCAUGUAAAGCAGAGGUUGACUCUCUUCAGGAGCAGAUACAAGCAUUGCAAGCUCAAAUCCAGCACCUCUCUGAGCAGAACAGAACACAAGCUGAAAAACUAGAACUCUGGAAGAUCUCAGCCAUGGGGGAAACUGCUGGCAGCAACUCCCCCACCAUCAUGCUUAAAGAGUUUGACAUUUUCCUUCCCUGCAGACUCACCAAGCUGGACACACAGACGAGGACCAUUAUGCACCAGUGCACUGUCACAGACAUGACAUAUCGAUGUGGAUUGAAGGAUGUGAUUGACCAGACCAACUCUGGGGAACAUGUGUCAACCGAAACUCAAAUGAUGAAUGAUGUGAAUGAAUCUCAGGGAUCUGCAGAGGACCUCUUGACUGCAAAUGAGAUGAUCAAAGAAAAUGCUCAACAUGAAUGUCAAAGCAACUAUGUUAUCCACAGUAACCAAAGUCCUCCAGUCUGUAACGCUAAAGACAAACUGUCAAUUCUUCAGACCGAACAAACAGAUGAUGUUAAAUCAGAGGUGCAGAGGAUUGCCUCAAUGACUUGGCAUCAGACAAAAGCAGUUGUAACUAGAGAAAACGGCCACAAAGAUGCUUUAAUCAAUGUUCCCUUCCAAACCAAAGUAAUCAUCGCAAAGCCAACCACAGAGUCCAAUGGGACUGAAGAUUCCCAGAUUUCUGCCCCAUUCGUUUCUGGACAUAAUGAGGUUGAAACUAUGGAAACUGCUGCUUUGAAUCAACACGGCCAUUGCCAAGGAGACACUACAGAUCAACAGAACAACUAUCACACUGCUGUAGAAGUUUCUGUACCAAGCCUGAAUGACUCUAACGCUGCUCAGGGUGAAAGGGCAGAGGCCAGCAAGAUCACUGGAGAUGCUAACAGAAUGGAAGUCAGAGAGGUGUCCACACAGACAGAGGAGAGCAGAGAUUUGCGUUUCUUCAGUGGCACUCUAGAGAAACAACCUCUACUCCACACCAGCACCCAGACAGAUGGAGCAGAGCUGGAGACUGAAGAAGAUUAUAAUGAGCCUGCUGUCUCACCACUCCUCCCUCCGACCCCACAAUCUGUUACAAACCAACUGCUUUUUUCCAAGGCGUUCCCUGUGAUUGACCCAGCUCACCUCGCAGAACGCAUCCGACAAAACCGCAACCGCAUUUCUGCUGCUUACGAUGACACAGAAUAUGAACCGUAUGGCCUACCUGAGGUCGUUAUGAAAGGAUUUGCUGACAUCCCCAGUGGGCUGGCUUGUCCAUACGUCCUGCGUAGGGGGCUACUGGGCACUGUUGCAAUGCUCCUCCCACGCAGACAGGCCACGCCCCAGGAAGAAAAUGAAGACAUUGAGCCAUAGUACUAACUCACAUGCAACUAGUACACUCCCAUUGGCUGUUCUGUUGGAAUGGAAGGAAUUUCACUGCCUCUUUAAGUGUCAAUGGACCUCCUCUGCCCUCCUCUGCUCAUCGCAGGGCACUUACUUUUUAGUUUCUGGGCUUUCCCAAUGCUUUUUUUUUUUUUUUUACAAGCUGAAAAUCAAUGCCUUAAUGUGUAUAUUGAUGUCAUACAUUUUUGUUUGAAUAGUGGAGGCACAUUUGCUUAAAAACUGUUGUAAUAUAUUUUGUUUGUGUAGAGGUGAUGUUAGCCACUCUUUUAGAAGACUUGAAGUAUGUCAAAAGCCUUAUUUAUUGACAGACACUGCUUGUAGAUUUUCGUUUAUGCAUUACCCUGUGAGAGAGUGUGUGUCUGAGAGUGUGUGUGGUAUGACUCAGAUCAACCUGAGCCUGUUUCCAAUCCUUGUAUGGUGAAUCAGUGUGAGACUGUUUGUCUCUCUCUUUCUCUGUCAUCCAACAGCUUUACAACACACAGUGUAGUAUUUAUGUUUUGAUUUGAGAAAUGGACACGCAGUUUAGAUUUAUUUAUUUAAAUUGAUUCAGAGGGGUCUGUGUUCUUUUAUGCUUCUGUAUAUUUGUGUUGUUUACAUAUUUGCUUUCAUGCCUGUUUUUUCUAAAUGUGAAAUGGUUUGUAGGAUUUUCAGUUUGGUAUGUUUACUUAAUAAACUUUGUAA
Messenger RNA from Xyrauchen texanus (razorback sucker), 6351 nucleotides. Its product is annotated as centromere protein F-like. The transcript is spliced from 17 exons. NCBI's taxonomy places the organism in Eukaryota, Metazoa, Chordata, Actinopteri, Cypriniformes, Catostomidae. The record is from RefSeq and is a predicted model, not a curated record. Gene Ontology annotation, cellular component: spindle pole; chromosome, centromeric region; nucleus. Gene Ontology annotation, molecular function: dynein complex binding; microtubule binding. Gene Ontology annotation, biological process: regulation of G2/M transition of mitotic cell cycle; mitotic cell cycle; metaphase chromosome alignment. Bases 391 to 5640 code for a protein of 1749 amino acids.